Molecule: messenger RNA, 1147 nt
Organism: Pseudopipra pipra
Lineage: Eukaryota; Metazoa; Chordata; Aves; Passeriformes; Pipridae
Gene: RDH8
Product: retinol dehydrogenase 8
Exons: 6
Coding region: 3-980 (325 amino acids)
Biological process (GO): estrogen biosynthetic process
Cellular component (GO): cytoplasm; cytosol
Molecular function (GO): estradiol 17-beta-dehydrogenase [NAD(P)+] activity
Source: RefSeq, a predicted model, not a curated record
GGAUGUGGGCCACAGGCCGUGCCAUGGCUCCCAAGACGGUGCUGAUCACCGGCUGCUCCUCGGGCAUCGGGCUGGCCCUGGCCGUGCGGCUGGCGCGGGACAAGCAGCGCCGCUUCCAAGUGAUCGCCACCAUGAGGAACGUGGGCCGGAGCGCGGCGCUGGCGGCGGCGGCGGGGCCGGCGCUGGGCCGGACGCUGGAGAUCAAACAGCUGGACGUGUGCGACGAGGGCUCCAUCCGCGCCUGCCUCGACAGCAUCCCCGGGCGCCACGUGGAUGUCCUGGUCAGCAACGCCGGGGUGGGCAUGGUGGGCCCGCUGGAGAGCCAGAGCCUGGCGGCCAUGCAGAGCCUCAUGGACACCAACUUCUUCGGCCUCGUCCGCCUCGUCAAGGAGGUGCUGCCGGACAUGAAGCGGCGCCGUGGAGGCCACAUCGUGGUCAUCAGCAGCAUCAUGGGCCUGCAGGGCAUCGUCUUCAACGACAUCUACUCGGCCUCCAAGUUCGCGGUGGAGGGUUUCUGCGAGAGCCUGGUGGUGCAGGCCCUGCGCUUCAACGUGGCGAUCAGCCUGGUGGAGCCGGGGCCCGUGGUGACGGAGUUCGAGACGAAGCUGUACGAGGAGGCCGAACGCGCCGACUACUCCCGGACGGACCCCGAGACGGCCAAAAUCUUCACUGACCUCUACCUGAGGAACUCCAGGGACGUGUUCGCCAGCCUGGGCCAGACCCCCGAGGACAUCGCUGAGCACACCCUGCGGGUGAUCGAGGCGGCCCGGCCGCCGUUCCGGCACCAGACGAACGUGGCGUACACGCCCAUGGCCGCGCUCAAACACGCCGACCCCAGCGGCGCCCUGGUCACCGACGCCUUCUACAAGCUGGUGUUCAAGUACGACGCGGUGCUGCGCUUCGGGCUCCGCGCCAUCCGCCUGCUCCGCUGGAAGUCACGGAAGGUCAAGGCGGGCGUGCGGCUCCUGGGCUUCAAAUAGCCCCCUAGAACAGCCCCGGGCAGCGCCCACCCCACCCCCGGGAGGGCGGCUCGGGGGCGGGGGGCGAGGGGCCGGGACCCCGCGCGGGGUUUCUGUCCCGCCCCCGGCCCGAAAUAGCGCCCGCGGCCGCCGCCGCAUUAAACCUGAAGUGGGAGCGGUGUUUGUAA